Messenger RNA from Salvelinus namaycush (lake trout), 4485 nucleotides. RefSeq names its product period circadian protein homolog 2-like. Gene Ontology annotation, cellular component: cytoplasm; nucleus; membrane. The coding region runs from base 1 to 4293 and encodes 1430 amino acids. Gene Ontology annotation, molecular function: transcription cis-regulatory region binding; transcription corepressor binding. The record is from RefSeq and is a predicted model, not a curated record. The transcript has 22 exons. Gene Ontology annotation, biological process: negative regulation of transcription by RNA polymerase II; circadian regulation of gene expression; entrainment of circadian clock by photoperiod. NCBI's taxonomy places the organism in Eukaryota, Metazoa, Chordata, Actinopteri, Salmoniformes, Salmonidae.
AUGUCAGUCCUGGCCACCUUCAUCCUCAGUUUCUUCGCUGUGGGCCCGCGGGACAUCACGCUGCCCUACGCUCCUGGUGCCAACGCUACCACCGGCCUGGGCACUGCCAACUUCACUGAUCAUUGCCUGGUAACCCUGAGGGACAACCUUAGACUGCACCACAGACACCAUGAUGACCUUUCCACUGUGUUUGCUGUCAUGUUCAACGGCUGUACAGGCAUCAUAGCUGGUUCCAACAUGUCAGCGGACCUGAAGAGCCCAAGCUACUCUAUCCUCAGGGGAACCCUGGCAGCAGUCAUCUUAACCUUCAUCUCCUACAGCAUUCCUGCUCAGCCUGCUGUGCAGGUGGUGUUUUCAGGGAAGCUGAACACCAUGACCUACAGAGUGACCAUUUUCUUCCUUGUCUAUGCUGCUGUGGAUCUGGCCUGCCUGGCUCUGCAAUGGGCCUCUGCACCCAACAGGCCGUCGUUCCGUUGCUUUACCUGGGACACGUGUGCUCGGGGCAUAGUAGGCUGCCUGGUGAUGAUGUUCCUGAUCGCCAUCUACGGCUCGGCUGGCAAGGCCUUCAUGUUGCUUCUGCUCCGUAUCUCUGGUUUCAAACCCUCAACACACCACACCUCCCUAAUGUCAGAGGUUUCAGACCAGGGGUGCAGCUCCAUGCCCAGGGGGGCCUUCUCGUGCAGCUCCAUGGCCCAGCUCCAUCGUAUGAGCAGCUACGGCCAGGGUGGUCCAGACCUGGGUCUUGCCUCAGAGGGCAGUGACAGCAUCGGGCGUAAGAACGUCCGCUCACGUUCCCGCCACAAUGACGUGGAGAUGAAGAGCAGUGGAUCCAGCGGGAGCGAGACCGAGUCACACGGCAACGAGAGCCACAGAAGCCAUGGAAACGAGAGCCACGGCAACGAGAGUCAUGGCAACGAGUCGACAGGUAGCUCCAACGGCAACAGCAAGGACUCCGCCCUCUUGGAGUCGUCUGGGAGUAACAAGAGCUCUAACUCCCACAGCCCCUCUCCUCCCAGUAGUUCCAAUGCCUUCAGCCUGCUGAGUUCUGUGCAGGACAACCCCUCCACCAGCGGCUGCAGUAGUGAGGAGUCCGCUAAGGCCAAGACCCAGAAGGAGCUGCUCAGGACCGCCAAGCAGCUCAGACAUCUCCUGCCUGCUGACAAGAGGAACAAAGGCAACAAGUCCAGCUCCCUAAACACCCUGAAAUACGCACUGCGCUGCGUGAAACAGGUGGAAGCCAAUGAGGAGUACUACCAGCUGCUGAUGACCAAUGACAGUCAGCCAUCAGGCCUGGACGUGUCCUCUUACACCAUCGAGGAGAUAGACAGCAUCACCUCAGAGUACACCCUCAAAAACAAUGACAUCUUUGCUGUAGCUGUAUCUCUGAUCACGGGAAAUAUCGUCUACAUCUCAGACCAGGCCGCCUCCAUCCUCAACUGUAAACGGGGCAUCUUCAAGGAUGCCAAGUUUGUGGAGUUCUUGAUUCCCCAGGACGUUAGUGUUUUCUACAGCUUCACCACGCGCUACCGCCUGCCCUCCUGGAGCAUGUGCACCGGAGCAGAGUCAUCCCGGUCGAACUGCAUGCAGGAAAAAUCGUUCUUCUGUCGGAUCAGUGGUGGUAAGAAGUGUGAGGGGGACCUGCAGUACUACCCAUUCCGUAUGAACCCCUACCUGAUGAAGGUGCAGGAUAAGGUCCAUUCUGAGGACCAGUUCUGCUGCCUCCUACUGGCUGAGAAGGUGCACUCCGGAUACGAGGCUCCCAGAAUCCCUAGUGACAAGCGCAUCUUCACCACCACACACACUCCUAGCUGUGUGUUCCAGGAUGUGGAUGAGAGAGCUGUUCCACUUCUUGGGUACUUCCCCCAGGAUCUGAUUGGCACCCCAGUCCUUCUUCUCAUGCAUCCCGAUGACAGGCCUGUCAUGUUGGCCAUUCACAAGAAGAUCCUUCAGUACGCUGGCCAGCCGUUCGACCACUCCUCCAUCAGGUUCUGCACGCGGAACGGAAAGUACGUCAUUGUCGACACCAGCUGGUCCAGCUUCGUCAACCCCUGGAGCCGCAAGGUCUCCUUCGUUAUCGGGAGGCACAAAGUCCGCAUAGGCCCGGUGAAUGAGGAUGUGUUUGUGGCCCCGCUCCCUGCCCUCAUGGAGACUAUGGACUCUGAAGUCCAGGAGAUCACUGAGCAGAUCCACAGAUUGCUACUACAGCCGGUGCACAAUACUAGCUCCAGUGGCUACGGUAGCGUGGGAAGCAACGACUACCUUGCAGCAUCUCAGGUGAUGACCAGCGAGGGCAGCCCAAGCAGGACACGCAUCGAGGGGGAGAGCAGCUGGGCCAAACCUAGGUCAUUCCAGGAAAUCUGUAAAGGUAUCCACCUCCAGAAGAGUCGGGAACAGCAGAUCUACCAAGCCUCCUCCUCAGCCAGGCCUGAGACCAAGAAGAGCCCUGGCAAGUUCCUCCAGAAGAGUCCAGCUGUGGUGCGUUCCAAGGAAUCUGCAGCCCCUGUGGCCCCUCUGAGUUGGAGGGACAGUGGGGACAGCAGCAGCAGAACUGCAGUACAGGAGGAGCAGCUGGCCUUCAACGACCAAACGGUCUACUCAUACCAACAGAUCAGCUGUCUGUACAGCGUCAUCAGAUAUCUAGAGGGCUGUAAUGUUCCCAUCACUAUGAAGAGGAGGUGCCACUCUUCUGACAGCACUAUGUCCUCAGAUGAGGACAAGCAGAAAGGAGGGGACAAUCCCAUGCAAUUAUCUGAAGACCCUGCACUGUUUAAUCAUCAGCCUGGUCUAACCCCUGUGGAUGACGUCAUCGCAGACAAAAAGACAUACGCUACGACCUCAGCCACAGGGGCAGUGGGCUCCUCCCUGGCGGCCCUCGCUGUGCCACCGUGCGGUAAAACCGAGAGCGUGGUGUCAGUAGCAAGCCAGUGUAGCUACAGCAGCACCGUCAUCCAUGUAGGAGAUAAGAAACUGCAGCCCGAGUCAGAGAUCAUCGUAGAUGUAUCUGUGGCACGGGAGGAGGUGGAGGGGGGCAACCAGACUCCUGGGCCUCCCCCCAAUGCUGUUUCACCUCCCAGCCUGGAGAGGGAGCCCUAUAAGAAGCUCGGUCUGACCAAGCAGGUCCUAGUAGCCCACACCCAGAAGGAGGAGCAGACCUUUCUGUGUCGCUUCAGGGAGCAGAGGGGAGUCCAGGCCUUCCAGGCCAACUGUUCCCAAUACCUGGAGCGCCAGAAGGGACAAGGCGCCGCUGAUGCUCUGCCCGCUGUGCGCCCAUGCAAACAGGCCGAGCCCGCUGCCCGUCGAAGUGGGCGCAACAAGAAGACCAAGUCUAAGCGGGUGAAACAGAACGAGUCGUCCGACAGUUCCGUGUCUCAUAGGAGAAGACAGCCGCAGCCCCGACCCCACCUCCUCAACCAGGGCCUCAACCAGACCUCCUGGUCCCCCUCCAACACUUCCCAGUCCACUUUGCUGCCCCUGGCUUACCCCACCGUGGUGCCAGUCUACCCCCUCCAGGUCUACCCUGGGGCGGGCACCAUGGCUGGCACCAUGCCUACUCGCCCAGAGAAUUCAUUGGCAGGCUUCGGUGACAGCCAGUGCAACCAGGAUCCCCAGUGCCCGCCACCAAACAUCCAGCCCUUGCCCUUCUCUACUCCCAUGGUGACCCCUGUGGUGGCUCUAGUUCUCCCCAGCUGCAUGUUCCCUCAAAUGGGAAGCGGGGCUCCAGGACAGCAGCCUUUCUACCAGGCCGAGAAAGCCGGCUACCCCUCUCAGUCGCAGCCCUUCCUCCCACAGACAUCCCUCACCUUACCUGCCCAGGGUCCUUUCCCGGCUCAGCCACAGGCCUUCCCCCUACUGACGACCUUCCCAGUCCCCGCCCAGCCUUUCUCAUUCUCCAUGCCCAUGGAGGCUCCCAAGCCACCUGGGGAAACCACCCAGUCUCGCUGCUCCCCGCAUGGGACCAUGGGUGGCAGGGACCAAGCGUCCUCCCCUCCACUGUUCCAAUCAUGGUGCAGCUCGCCCCUGCAGCUCAACCUACUGCAGCUGGAGGAGACGCGGUGCUCCCUGGAGAGACAAGACAGCAUGGUGGUGGUGCCCUCCGUUGGCACACAAGGGAAUAACGCUGUCAACAUGAAGCGGGGGAGCGUGGUCUGGCAAGCCAUGGAGAAGGUCAAAGAGCUUCAGCAGGUAUACGCAUUUUCAAGUCGUACGGGAUACACAUGGUAUGCACCAUCCAACAAAAUUCUUACUUGCAGGUUCCUUCUCCACAACGCAUCAACAAGAAAUAGUAAAAGAUAAGAAUACGAACGUAAAGUGUUCAGCAGAAUAGAAUAAACAUUUUAGCAUAAGUAUAAUACAGGAAGGCACAAUUUAUAGUCCAAUAUUUACAUGUGUAUUGGGGAUGUGUGGAUUGGGGGGCAAAUGUUUAAAUUGUUUAGUAUUUAGUAAUAAUAAUUAGUGGUAGGUGUGUGUGAGUGUAUAUCUGUUUGA